Columba livia (rock pigeon) is the source of this 1399-nucleotide messenger RNA. RefSeq names its product ubiquitin specific peptidase 50 (gene USP50). The transcript is spliced from 7 exons. The record is from RefSeq and is a predicted model, not a curated record. Gene Ontology annotation, molecular function: cysteine-type deubiquitinase activity. Gene Ontology annotation, cellular component: cytosol; midbody; postsynaptic density. Lineage: Eukaryota; Metazoa; Chordata; Aves; Columbiformes; Columbidae. Gene Ontology annotation, biological process: protein K48-linked deubiquitination; protein K63-linked deubiquitination; Ras protein signal transduction. Bases 281 to 1279 code for a protein of 332 amino acids.
GACCGUGGGUCGGGCUGAAGCUGCCCAGUGCGGGGCAGGUUUGGGUGGCACAUGGGAAGGAGACGGUGGCAGGCUGGGUUGGGCCAGGCCCGUUCCAUGGGGGGAGCCGAUGGAACAGAACGGCAUCACAAAGCCAUGAGGCGGGGGGAGCCCGGCGGACGGGACACACGGGUCGGGACACACGGGAUCGCGCCGGUCACGCCAUGGAACUGGAGGGAAGAGUUGGUGGAACGAUGACUCUAUUUGCUUGGAAAGUGUGACGUAUUCCUGCAAGGAACCGAUGGAGGAGGUGAGGAGCCACCUCCCGGGGCUCACGGGCCUGAAGAACCUGGGUAACACGUGCUACAUGAACGCGAUCCUGCAGGGCCUCUGCAGCCUGCCGCCGCUCGUCGACUAUUUCCUCUCGGGAAAGUACAAAGCAGCCCUGCACAAGGGCAAUGGCGAGGCUGCGACUGCCUUUGGCUGUUUGGUGUCCGACAUGUGGCUUGGAGAGUCUGCCUGCGUUUCCCCGGAGGGUUUCCAUUCGGUCCUUGGGAAGCGGUACCCAGCUUUCAGCAAGAGGACGCAGCAGGACGCGCAGGAGUUUCUGAUCUGUGUGCUGAACGAGCUCCACGAGGCUCUCAAGAAGUCAAGCAAAAGAAAAUGCGUUCCUGAUGCAAAAGGCAGCCGAGGGGGCGUCAGCGAGACACCUACGAUCAUCACCGAGUUAUUUGAGGGACAGCUCAGUUACGACAUCACGUGUCUGGAAUGCAAGAGCACGAGCCACCGACCCGAGAGCUUCACGGUUCUGUCGCUGCCCAUCCCCUCCAAGAGCGCGUGCUCCCUGCAGGACUGUCUCGAGUGCUUCUUUCAGCAAGACACACUGACUUGGAACAACCAAAUCCACUGUUCCUGGUGUGGAAGUAAACAAGAUGCUGCAGUGAAGGCCACCAUAACCAAGGCACCGCAGAUCAUGAUCUUCCACCUGAAGAGGUUUGAAUGGCAAGGCAAGCAAAAAAGGAAACUCUCAACUGACAUCUGGUACCCGCUGGGCGAUCUGGACCUCUCUCCUUACAGCUCCGAGGAGGUGCAGCGGCGCAGGGACGCGGAGUACAGCCUGUGUGCCGUCGUGAACCACUCUGGUUUUCUGGACGAUGGCCACUACACGGCGUUCUGCAAGCACUCGGUCAGCACGAACUGGUACAGCUUUGACGACGCACAGAUCAGCAAGCUCUCGGAUUCCUCCGUGCAGACUCACACGGCUUAUCUCCUGUUCUACACCUGCCAAAGCCUCCUCUGAACCCGUUAAAAACCUGAUAGCCAUGGAAAACCAACAGUGAGUAGGCCAGCAAUUAGAAUUCAUUCGCAGCAGUAGCCAAGUUCUGUUUCAUCAAUAAACUAGAGCAGUUUCAUUACCUGA